AUGAAUAAGAGUAGUUCGGUCACUUUUUCCCAGUUUACACAAGAGCAGAUCAAGAAAAUGCAGGAAGCAUUCCAACUAAUAGAUGACGAUGGAGAUGGAAUGAUAUCAGAAUCAAAUCUUGCAAAGAUGUUGAGAGGAUUGGGUAAACCAGAUAAUAAAGAAGAUGUGGAACAAAUGUUAAGCUUAGCUCCUGACGAAACUUUAACAUUUCCAGCGUAUCUGUCGUUAAUGAGCGAAUGUAUGGGUGAAAUGCCAGACCCAACCGAGAUCAGAGAAGCACUUAAGGCAUUCUCAGAUAAUGAAGAGCUCUUGUGUGACUCUGCUGAGCUUGAACAAUGUCUAAAGGACGUCGGAUUGGAAGACCCUGCGAAACUGGAUCGUGUAUUGGCACACUUUUCUGCGAAACAAGUAUCUGGCCGAAGAGUAUUUAAGGGAGAAAAGUUCGUUCAAUCUAUCAGUGAAUGA
This is a messenger RNA of Kluyveromyces lactis, 465 nucleotides long. RefSeq names its product Mlc2p (gene MLC2). Gene Ontology annotation, biological process: actomyosin structure organization; mitotic cytokinesis. Gene Ontology annotation, cellular component: cytoplasm; myosin II complex. Bases 1 to 465 code for a protein of 154 amino acids. The transcript has a single exon. The record is from RefSeq and is a predicted model, not a curated record. Gene Ontology annotation, molecular function: cytoskeletal motor regulator activity; myosin heavy chain binding; calcium ion binding. Lineage: Eukaryota; Fungi; Ascomycota; Saccharomycetes; Saccharomycetales; Saccharomycetaceae.